UGACUCCAGCUUGCACACGGUCUGCCUGGCGCCUCACGACUCAGCUCCUCCCUCUCCCCGUGUUUCCCUCCGCCGCCCCCUCAGCCCCCACCCCGGGCUCGCUCUCCCCCAAAACGUCUCUGGCGCUCUGCGCUUUCCUGUCUCCCGGCUGUGAGGACCCUUCUGUCUCCUUCCCUAUUUGAACUCCGCGGCUUCCAGACUGUUGCCACGUCCCUAAACCCUAACUCCAACACACACACACGCACACGCUGGCACGCACGAUUUCUGUCCCUGUGUGACACCCACCCUCGCCGCGCGGCCCCGCAGGUCCCCCGCGCGGUGCCCUCCUCCCGCCACGCACAGGCGCGCGCGCGCGGGGCCGAACGGAGGCAGCUCGCCCGCAGCUCCGCACUCGGCGGUGACCUGCUCCAGUCUCGCAGCGCCGAUGGCAUCUCCCGGCUCCGGCUUCUGGUCCUUCGGGUCUGAAGAUGGCUCCGGGGACCCCGAGAAUCCCGGCACAGCCAGAGCCUGGUGCCAAGUGGCUCAGAAGUUCACGGGCGGCAUCGGAAAUAAGCUAUGCGCGCUGCUCUACGGGGACGCCGAGAAGCCGGCGGGGAGCGGCGGGAGCGGGCCCGCGCGGGCCGUCGCCCGGAAGGCCGCCUGCGCUUGCAACCAGAAGCCCUGCAGCUGCCCCAAAGCGGACCUCAACUACGCGUUCCUGCACGCGACAGACCUGCUGCCUGCCUGUGACGGAGAAAGGCCCACUCUGGCGUUUCUGCAAGAGGUCAUGGACAUUUUGCUUCAGUAUGUGGUGAAAAGCUUUGAUAGAUCCACCAAAGUGAUUGAUUUCCAUUAUCCUAAUGAGCUGCUUCAAGAGUAUAAUUGGGAAUUGGCAGAUCAACCACAAAAUUUGGAGGAAAUUUUGAUGCAUUGCCAAACAACUCUAAAGUAUGCAAUUAAAACAGGGCAUCCCAGAUAUUUCAAUCAACUUUCCACGGGCUUGGACAUGGUUGGAUUAGCCGCAGACUGGCUGACAUCAACAGCAAACACGAACAUGUUCACCUAUGAAAUUGCUCCAGUAUUUGUGCUCUUGGAAUAUGUCACGCUAAAGAAAAUGAGAGAAAUCAUUGGCUGGCCAGGGGGCUCUGGCGAUGGGAUAUUUUCUCCUGGUGGCGCCAUUUCCAACAUGUACGCCAUGAUGAUCGCGCGCUUCAAGAUGUUCCCGGAAGUCAAGGAGAAAGGAAUGGCUGCCGUUCCUAGGCUCAUCGCCUUCACAUCCGAGCACAGUCAUUUUUCUCUCAAGAAGGGAGCUGCAGCCUUGGGGAUUGGAACAGACAGCGUGAUCCUGAUUAAAUGUGACGAGAGAGGGAAAAUGAUCCCAUCUGAUCUUGAAAGAAGGAUCCUUGAAGCCAAACAGAAGGGAUUUGUUCCUUUCCUCGUGAGUGCCACGGCCGGAACCACCGUGUAUGGCGCGUUCGACCCCCUCUUGGCUAUCGCUGACAUUUGCAAAAAGUAUAAGAUCUGGAUGCAUGUGGAUGCGGCUUGGGGUGGGGGAUUACUGAUGUCCCGAAAACACAAGUGGAAGCUGAGUGGCGUGGAGAGGGCCAACUCUGUGACGUGGAAUCCGCACAAGAUGAUGGGGGUCCCCUUGCAGUGCUCCGCUCUGCUGGUUAGAGAAGAGGGGUUGAUGCAGAAUUGCAACCAAAUGCAUGCCUCCUACCUCUUUCAGCAAGACAAGCACUACGACCUGUCCUACGACACUGGAGACAAGGCCUUACAGUGCGGGCGCCACGUGGAUGUUUUCAAAUUAUGGCUAAUGUGGAGGGCAAAGGGUUCUACUGGGUUUGAAGUGCAUGUCGAUAAGUGUUUGGAGCUGGCAGAGUAUUUAUACAACAUCAUAAAAAACCGAGAAGGAUAUGAGAUGGUGAUUGACGGGAAGCCCCAGCACACAAACGUCUGCUUCUGGUACGUACCUCCCAGUUUGCGCACCCUGGAAGACAAUGAAGAGAGAAUGAGUCGCCUCUCAAAGGUGGCGCCAGUGAUUAAAGCCAGAAUGAUGGAGUAUGGCACCACCAUGGUCAGCUACCAACCCUUGGGAGACAAGGUCAAUUUCUUCCGCAUGGUUAUCUCAAACCCCGCAGCAACCCACCAAGACAUUGACUUCCUGAUUGAAGAAAUAGAACGCCUUGGACAAGAUUUAUAAUAACCUAGCUCACCAAGCUGUUUCACUUCUCUAGAGAACAUCCCCAGCUAAGCCCCGUACUGAGAAACCUCCUUUGAGAAUUGUAUGAUUUCACAAAAUGCAAGGGGAACACCACUUUGUCUCUAGGAAUAGAAGAAACCAAUUAUGGAGUGUCACAAACUGCCACAGUCGCAGGUGUUGACGCUGCUGGGCGUUGGAGUAGGCGCUACUCCUCCACAGAUGGACAGAGGAAGCGCAGUGUAAAUAUAGUAGCAAGACAAGGAAUCAGGGAACCUCAAACUGGGUAUCAUCUUGCACGUGCUCUUCUGUUUUUAAGUGCUAAAUGCAAACACUGUGUAUUUACUAGUUACGUGUGCCAAAAUACUGUUCCCAAUUGGUGUUUCGGAAUGACAUUGACAUUUCCCCCAACAUUACUCCAUUACUAAUGACAGAAAAAAAUAAAAACGUAAAAUAUACAAACGUGGCAACCUGUUCUUCUUACCAAAUAUAAACUUGUGUAUGAUCAAAGUAUUUUAUCUGUGUCGUCUCUCUAAACCCAAAUAAAUGUGUAAAUGUGGACACA
This is a messenger RNA of Lemur catta (Ring-tailed lemur), 2744 nucleotides long. RefSeq names its product glutamate decarboxylase 2 (gene GAD2). Gene Ontology annotation, molecular function: glutamate decarboxylase activity; pyridoxal phosphate binding. Gene Ontology annotation, cellular component: cytoplasm. Lineage: Eukaryota; Metazoa; Chordata; Mammalia; Primates; Lemuridae. The record is from RefSeq and is a predicted model, not a curated record. The transcript is spliced from 17 exons. The coding region runs from base 425 to 2182 and encodes 585 amino acids. Gene Ontology annotation, biological process: GABA shunt.